Messenger RNA from Olea europaea var. sylvestris, 1140 nucleotides. RefSeq names its product LOB domain-containing protein 6-like. The transcript has 3 exons. Lineage: Eukaryota; Viridiplantae; Streptophyta; Magnoliopsida; Lamiales; Oleaceae. The record is from RefSeq and is a predicted model, not a curated record. Bases 415 to 819 code for a protein of 134 amino acids.
AUAGCCUCUGCUCUUGGGUCGGGGGGUUUUCCAUCUCCAUAUUUACACAUUCACACACAGUCUCUCUCUUCCUCUCUCUCUGUGAGCGAGCGCGCGCGCGUGUAGAUCAUCUUCAUGAGAAAAGAGUGUUGCUGUUAAUUCGCAGUGCCUUCUUUUCACCAUUUUAGCAUAUAUUCUUGUACUCUUCUCACAAUUAAGAGUGUCAUUUCGUUAGACAGACAAAAUGGAGGUAUAAUACAAUUAUUCUUUGUGUCUGAAAACUGAGAAGUCUUUGCUUUUGCAAGGUCCAAACUCAGCAAAAAUACAUUUGACUGAAGAAAAUGAGGGACGCAAAUCUUCAACAACAAAAGAGAAUUUCAGGGUCAUAAGCAUAAGAAUUAAACCACUAAAAAGAAGAAAACUGUGGCAGCAUUAAUGGCGUCCUCUUCGUCCAACUCUCCAUGUGCAGCAUGCAAAUCCUUGCGCAGAAAGUGCCAACCGGAGUGCGUAUUUGCGCCGUACUUUCCACCGGAUCAGCCACAGAAGUUUGCAAAUGUGCAUAAAGUAUUUGGUGCAAGUAAUGUGACAAAACUUCUCAAAGAAUUGCAGCCUCACCAGCGCGAGGAUGCUGUCAAUUCCCUAGCUUAUGAAGCAGAAAUGCGCCUCAGGGAUCCGGUAUACGGUUGUGUCGGAGUCAUUUCCGUCCUCCAACACCAACUCCGCCAACUCCAAACGGACCUAAGAUAUGCCAAAUCCGAGCUCUCCAAAUAUAAGAACCUUGGCCACGACGGCCUCAUAGAGGCCUCCACGCACCACCAUCACCAUCCGAGAUCAACCUAAUUGGGAGCCUGUCGCCUCCUGGGAUCACCACUUCCAACAUCGAUUCUUCUCCAGCAAUUAGCAGCAGAUUUUCGGGGCAUUUGAUGGGAACAAUAGUUAUGAUGCAAGCAGCUUUCUAUUCAGUCAGUUUCAGCUAUCCAAGGCUGCUGGUGAAUCGGGGCGUAGGUAGUGGGGGCUGGGAUGGGCUAUUGGCUCCAACCCAUAUGGAAAAUUAAGAAUAAAUCGUGUAAUUUUGACCUAAAUAUUUUUGUAAGCGCAGCUCUAAUUUGAAUUCCAACUCAAGCCUAGCUCCACAACUAUUAAAUACUAUUUUUCACAUUA